Morchella sextelata is the source of this 3003-nucleotide messenger RNA. RefSeq lists its product as uncharacterized. Gene Ontology annotation, biological process: positive regulation of TORC1 signaling. The coding region runs from base 1 to 3003 and encodes 1000 amino acids. Gene Ontology annotation, molecular function: protein binding. The transcript is spliced from 7 exons. Gene Ontology annotation, cellular component: cytoplasm. NCBI's taxonomy places the organism in Eukaryota, Fungi, Ascomycota, Pezizomycetes, Pezizales, Morchellaceae. The record is from RefSeq and is a predicted model, not a curated record.
AUGAACAGCUCCGUCAGCAUCCGCUGGUCGCCGCACUCGACGCCCGACAACCAGCGCUUCCUGAAGAUCAACUCCACGCAGCAGGAGCUGUGCCUGUAUGAUCUCGCCCACGAGAAGGGCAAGGGGACGCAGUGCAGGCUGGUGUCGAAGCACUCGAAGGUGCCGUAUAUUCGUUGUUUCGACUGGUCGCCCACGCAGGAAGACCUCGUCUCCGUCGGCCAAUCCUCCGGCGAAACCCUCCUCUACCGCCUCUCCACGCGCGCCUCCAUCCCCCUCCGCGUCAAGCACCAGCGCUCCUGCAACAGCGUCUCCUUCAACAGCAGCGGCGCGCUGCUCGCCACCGCGCUCGACAAGGUGCGCAACGACUUCUGCCUCAACAUCUGGGACAUCGCGGCCUCGCACCUCUCCGCCGGCCAGGGCGGCAUCGCGCGCCCCUCCUGGCAGCUCGCCAGCAGCGAGGCAAUCCCCAGCGUCCGCUUCCUGCGGAAGGACCCGGACGUCCUCAUCUGCGGCGUCAGCUACCGCUGGAUCCGCUGCUACGACAUCAGAAAAUCCCCCGUGACAACAGUGUUCGCGGUGCCGCACCGCUGCGCCCACGGCCUUUCUCUCGACCUCGACUCAAACUACUUCGCCUCGCACAGCGACGACGGCGUCAUCGCCGUGUGGGACAGACGGCACAUCGGCUACGGCGGCCCCGCCAACGAGCCACGCCCCGCCCUCCUGUUCAACCGCGCCGAGGAGUACGGGCGGCAGCCCAGCCCCAUCGCGUCGCUGCGCUACAGCAACACCAAGCCGGGGACCUUCGCGGUGCUGAACACCAGCGGCGGCCUACGGAUCUACGACACGGGCAAGAUCGCCGACGGCGACCCGCCGCUGGGCGCGGGGCUGUUUGGGCCCGGUGUCAUUGCCGGGGUGCAGCCGAGCGGGCGCAAGGGGUGGAGGGAUAGCGCGGCGAGUCUGUUGGAUGGGGCGCGCAUGAAUGCCGGUGGUGGUGGGACGGCUUCGGGCGCGCGGACGCCGAAUGUCAGGGUUGAGCCCGGGGAGACGCUAUUCGUAACCCGUAUAAAGGACAUCCAGACGACGCCCGUGCGGACGGCGAAGAACGACCGCCGCAUUGUGUCCUUCGACUGGAUGAGCGACUGCGGGUCCGAGGACAUCCGCACCAUCUGCCUGCGCAACGAUGGCACACCCGUGGUUAUGUCCUGUUCUGGGAGUGCGACGAGUCUGGCUUUUGGGUCCCGUAAUGGCCUGCUGAUCACGCAUGGGAAGGACCUGAAGGUGCUCCCCAGCCCGAGCACGGCGCUGACCCAGCCGCAGGAGGCAGACGCCGAGGAGGCGAGUGUCGACUCGCCGGUCGGGUCACCACCGGGCACGGGCAUGCGCCUGGGCAUGCAUGAGGGCCGCCGCCUGGGGCGGUCCAACUCGAUCGCGCGACCCGAGGACUUCCUCUACGACGCGGCCGAGAUGCUGAAGAACGACAUCUGCGUGAUCAUGCGGCGGCGCGUGGAAGCCGGCUACGAGAUGGACUGCGCAAAGAACAUAACUCUCGUCCCCGAGGAGCCCGAGCUGCAAGAGAUGUGGCAGUGGCUUCAGGGGGCCACCGAGGCCGCUGCCGGCGGUGGAAUGGUCGCUGGCAUCCUGGACCUCAGCUACAUGGGUGUUCUCGGCAUCUGGAACAACGGCACGGGGCUGGGGCCGUCGGCGAUCAGUAACAUGGCGACACGGAACCUGUCGUCCCCGCCGCGCACACCCACGCAGGCCGACUGGACGGCGGCUAUCGCCGAGAUCAACCGCCGCGCCAAGCGCUCGCCGUUCACGGGGCGCACCAAGUUCCCUGAGCAGCGGCGGCUGGCGCUGGCGAUUGCCGGCUGGGACUUUGCGCCGUCGGAGCUGGAGGCACACCUCUCGCGGCUGGAGGCCGCAGGCGAGGUGGCCAAGGCGGCCGGGUGGGCUCUGUUCCACGGCGAGACGGAGCGCUGCAUUGCCACGCUGGGGCGCGGCGGGCAGCAGAUGAAGAUCAUGUCGACGGCGGUGGCGGGGUACUAUUCGCAUGCGACGCUGGCGCAGCCGACGGCGGCGGCGACGGCCGAGAGCGUCAAGAACGCGGGGAUCUGGAAGGAGCUGUGUCGCGCGAUGAGCGUGGAGCUCGAUGAGCCGUAUCUGCGGGCGGUGUUUGCGUAUGUGGCGAAUGGCGAGUGGCGGGAUGUGUUGGAUGAUGUGGGGCUGCCGAUACGGGAGCGGCUGGGGAUUGCGCUGCGGUGGCUGGAGGAUGGGGAGUUGACGGGGUAUUUGGGCGGGUUGGUGGAUACGGUGGUGGGCGAUGGGGAUGUGGAUGGGCUUGUGCUCACGGGUGUCGGGGGUAGGGUGGGGGAGUUGUUGCAGGUGUAUGUUAACCGCAAGGGCGAUGUGCAGACGGCGAGUCUGGUGGCGGGGCUGGCGGUGCCGAGGUAUGAUGAGGAUGAGCGCGUGGGGUACUGGGUCGAGAGUUACCGGCAGCUGCUCAAUAGCUGGCGCCUCUUCCACGCACGCGCGAAAUUCGACGUGGCGCGCGGGAAGCACUCGCGGAAUCGGGCUGGCGUAAUGACGGUGCCGGAGGUGCAGAGGCAGAACAUAUCCUACGGCGCGCCCACGCCCACCGCCAAGCCCGCGGGCACAUCAAAGCCCCACAUGAACCCGCGCGAAAUAACACAAGCGCCGACCUCCCUCGCGGGCGUCAACGCAGCAACCAAAGCGACGGUGUGUCCGCAGUGCAAGAAGAGCCUGCCGCGGUGCGCGGUGUGCCUGCUGAACCUGGGGACAAAGUACUACAAGAAGAGCGCCGAGGGCGGCGUCGUGCGCGGCGCCGAGGACGGCAAGAGUGUUGAUCCGGCGGGCGAGUUUGAUCGCUGGUUUAAUUUUUGCCUGUCGUGUAAUCAUGGCAUGCAUUCGGGGCAUGCGAGGGAGUGGUUUGCGAGGCAUGGGUUGUGUCCGGUGCCGGAGUGUGAUUGUCGGUGUAAGAUGUGA